AUGUCGUAUAUCGUGCCAAUUCACCGCGCUAGCAGCAUUCGCCAUGCACUGAAGCUGCGUUUCCUGAACGCCGAGGAAGAGUGCCUGGUCGUCGCAAAAGCGAAUCAACUCGAAUUCUACUCUGCCACACCCGAUGGUCUCGCCCUCGUUACAUCAUGCUCUAUAUACGCCCGGGUGACGAUGCUGGCAUGCCUCCCCGCACCCGCGGACUCCCCGACAGACCAUCUUUUCGUCGGGACCGAUCGGUAUUCAUACUUUACGCUUUCUUGGGACAGCGCGCGGAGUCAGGUCAAGACGGAAAGGAACUAUGUCGAUAUCGCCGAUCCGUCCUCUCGCGAAACACAAACAGGGAGCCGGUGCAUGAAAGAUCCGAGCGGCCGGUUCAUGACGUUGGAGAUCUACGAUGGCAUGAUCGUGGUUAUACCCAUUAUUCAACUACCCAAUAAAAGGCGAGGGCGACCAGUUGUUCUGCCUACUGGUCCGGAUGCACCGCGGAUUGGAGAGCUGGGUGAACCGGUCAUUACUCGGAUAGAUGAGCUUUUCGUGCGCUCCUCCGCUUUUCUGCAUGUGCAGUCCGGAUCGCCGCGGCUGGCGCUAUUGUACGAGGACAAUCAGAAAAAGGUCAAACUCAAGGUUCGAGAACUAAAGUAUAGCGCCGCGGCAGGCGCCGAGUCGGAGUUUACGAGCAUCGCGGAUUAUGCCCAGGAGCUGGACCUUGGGGCAUCACAUCUCAUACCUGUUCCUGCUCCACUUGGUGGCCUUCUUAUACUCGGUGAAACCUCAAUAAAGUACGUCGAUGCGGACAACAAUGAAAUUGUAUCACAACCCCUAGAAGAGGCAACCAUUUUCGUGGCUUGGGAACAAAUCGAUAGUCAAAGAUGGCUGCUAGCGGACGACUAUGGGAGGCUAUUUUUCUUGAUGCUGGUUCUUCGAAAUUCUGAAGUGGAGCGCUGGGAAUUACACAGCCUCGGAAAUACCUCUCGAGCCUCUGUUUUGGUGUAUCUCGGCGGCGGCGUGGUAUUUGUGGGAUCGCAUCAAGGCGACUCUCAAGUUCUACGAAUCGGUGACAAAUCGUUCGAGGUUAUCCAGACCUUGUCCAACAUUGCCCCAAUUCUAGACUUCACGAUAAUGGACCUCGGAAACCGUACCAGCGAAAGUCAAACGCACGAGUUCUCAUCCGGCCAAGCUCGAAUCGUUACUGGCUCUGGAGCUUUCGAUGACGGCACCCUUCGGAGUGUACGCAGUGGUGUUGGCUUGGAAGAGCUGGGUGUCUUGGGCGAUAUGGAGCACAUCACCGACCUGUGGGGGCUGCAAGUCGAAUCGAGAGGUGAUUUCUUGGAUACGCUCCUUGUGACGUUUGUGGACGAAACAAGAGUUUUUCGCUUCAGUCCCGACGGGGAGGCAGAAGAGUUGGAAAACUUCCUUGGGCUGAGUUUGUCAGAGAACACACUGCUUGCGGCAAAUCUACCGGGUAGCCGGUUAUUGCAGGUAACCGAGCAGAGAGUUCUCAUUGCAGACAUUGAAGGCGGGAUGACCGUUUUUGAGUGGACGCCAAAGAAUCAGCUCAUCAUCACGGCAGCUUCCGCCAACGACGAUGCGAUAGUACUCGUCGUCGGAGGUGAACAUGUGACUGUGCUGGAUAUUCGGUCAGAGGCUCGAGUCGUAACAGAAAAGGACUUUGGCGCGGACAACCAGAUUUCUGGCGUUACACUACCGGCAACUCCGACUGACGUUUGUAUCGUCGGGUUCCCCCAGCUGGCGAAAGUGUCAGUGUUGAAGCUGCAAGACCUGUCCGACGUUAACACCACGUCGCUUGGACCUGCUGGCGAGGCUUUCCCACGAUCAGUUCUUGUGGCCAGUGUAUUGGCGGAGCAUGCACCGACGCUCUUUAUCUCCAUGGCGGAUGGAAGCGUUAUAACGUACGACUAUAACCCCAAGGACCAUAAUUUGUCGGGUAUGAACAAGCUCAUUCUUGGUUCAGAACAACCGAGUUUCAAGAAAUUACCAAGGGGCAGCGGGCUUUCCAACGUCUUCGCCACUUGUGAAAACCCUAGUUUGAUUUACAGUUCCGAAGGCCGCAUCAUCUACUCUGCCGUCAACUCAGAAGGAGCAUCGCGGAUAUGCCAUUUCAACUCGGAGGCUUACCCAGAGUCAAUCGCGGUGGCUACAGCCCAAGAACUGAAGAUUGGCCUGGUGGACAAGGAGCGGACUACGCAAAUCCAGACGCUUCCGAUCAAAGCCACUGUUAGACGCGUCGCAUACUCUCCGUCAGAAAAAGCCUUUGGCAUGGGAACUAUCGAACGCAAGCUGGCUAAUGGAGAAGAGAUCGUAAAGAGCAAAUUUGUGCUGGCAGAUGAAAUUCUUUUCAGGCGUCUCGAUGCUUUUGAUUUUGGUCCGGAAGAAAUUGUGGAAUGUGUGAUUCGAGCCGAAGUCCAGGACAGCAAAGACGGUGAGGCACGGGAUCGAUUCAUUGUGGGAAGUGCCUACCUAGGUGAUGACGACAAAGCCUUCACUCUGGGAUACAUUCGCAUCUUUGAAGUGGAUAACGGUAGGAAGCUCACAAAGGUCGCCGAAGAACGGGUCAAAGGAGCCUGUCGCGCGUUGGCAGUCAUGGGUGAUAAGAUCGUUGCUGCGCUUAUCAAGACGGUUGUUGUCUUCCGAGUGAACCCUAGAUCCGGCGGACUGCAUCUUGAGAAACUCGCAAGCUACAGGACAUCCACCGCGCCUGUCGAUCUAACAGUCACGGACAACGUCAUAGCCGUCUCAGACCUGAUGAAGAGUCUCUGCAUCGUGGAAUACCAUGAAGGCGAGAACGGCGCCCCGGAUAAACUGGUCGAAGUGGCCCGACACUUCCAGACAGUCUGGAGCACAGGCGUUACGUCCAUCGCACCAGACACGUAUUUGGAAAGUGACGCAGAGGGUAACCUAAUUGUUCUCCGCCGCAACCGCUCCGGUGUCGAGGAAGAAGACCGACGUCGACUGGAAGUCACCGGCGAGAUCUCCUUGAACGAAAUGGUCAACCGGAUACGCCCCGUCAAUAUACAGCAACUCCCCAGUGCAACGGUCGUGCCUAGGGCCUUCCUCGCAACGGUCGAAGGCUCCAUCUACCUCUACGCCUCCAUCAACCCCGACUACCAAGACUUCCUGAUGCGCCUGCAAGCCACUAUGGCCAGCCGCGUCGACUCCCUCGGCGACAUCUCCUUCACCGAAUUCCGCGCUCUCCGCACCAUGACGCGUCAAGCUACCGAGCCGUACCGGUUCGUAGACGGUGAGCUAAUUGAACGGUUCCUAACCUGCGAGCCCGCCUUGCAGAAAGAGAUUGUCGAUAUUGUGGGGAAGAGUGUGGAGGAGGUCAAGGUCAUGGUUGAGGCGCUGAGAAGGUUGCAUUAG
Aspergillus mulundensis is the source of this 3390-nucleotide messenger RNA. RefSeq names its product DDB1/RSE1 family protein. Lineage: Eukaryota; Fungi; Ascomycota; Eurotiomycetes; Eurotiales; Aspergillaceae. Gene Ontology annotation, molecular function: protein binding; nucleic acid binding. Gene Ontology annotation, cellular component: nucleus; site of double-strand break. Bases 1 to 3390 code for a protein of 1129 amino acids. The record is from RefSeq and is a predicted model, not a curated record. The transcript has 5 exons. Gene Ontology annotation, biological process: DNA repair; proteasome-mediated ubiquitin-dependent protein catabolic process.